AUUAAUUUCCUAGUUCAAUCUAGUAGUUGAACGCGGUAGAAGAUGCAGUCAACGAUAGUCAAACAGCCAUUGUUGAGUAAUUUUGCACAUGGGGUUCUAGUCUCAUUGAAUAUUUCAAGAGGUUGCGCUUGAGUAAACAGCGACUUGAAUCCCAGACAAUUAGCACUUUUCCACGCUAUCUGCUACCCAGAAACACAUCCUUCUUCAACUCCUCCUCCACUACGGCUUGUGGCUCAGAGACGCUGUAGAGAAACUCUAGACUUGCUACCACAUUGUACCUCCUUCUUGUCGAGAGAGUACAGCUGAUCAAGAACAUUGAUGACCAUCUGCUGAGAGCCUCUGACAGUGGCCUUGUUUAGUGACGUGCUGCUUCCACCCGUCUCCAUCCUUCUACCCCGGUCUCCAUCCUUCUACCCCGGUCUCCAUCCUUCUACCCCGGUCUCCAGUCCUGCACCGGUCUCCAGUCCUGCACCGGUCUCCAGUCCUGCACCGGUCUCCAGUCCUGCACCGGUCUCCAGUCCUGCACCGGUCUCCAGUCCUGCACCGGUCUCCAGUCCUGCACCGGUCUCCAGUCCUGCACCGGUCUCCAGUCCUUCACCCUCUACUUUGUUCUUGUCUCCACUCCAUCUUUCUGUCCUCAAUCCCUCCACCCUGGUCUCUGCCUCAACCCUCCACCUUAUUCCUACCCUCCCCGAACCAUCACCAUGGGGGCUGAGAAAGACACAGACACCAUUUUGACUGGCUCCAUGCGUAUGAAGCAGGAAAUCUCCCUGCUCCAAGGGGUCUGCCUCAUUGUGGGAAGCAUGAUCGGCUCAGGCAUCUUCAUCUCCCCCAAAGGGGUGCUCUUCUACACAGGCUCCUUCGGCCUGUCCCUGGUGGUGUGGGCCAUCGGCGGGGUCUUCUCUGUUUUCGGGGCCCUGUGCUACGCCGAGCUGGGAACCACCAUCCGCAAGUCUGGGGCCAGCUAUGCCUACAUCCUGGAGUCCUUUGGUGGCUUCGCGGCUUUCAUUAGGCUGUGGUCGUCCCUGAUGAUCGUGGAGCCAGCAGGCCAGGCUGUCAUAGCCCUCACCUUCUCCAACUACCUGGUGCAGCCCUUCUACCCCACGUGCUCAGCCCCCUACGAUGCUGUGAAACUCAUAGCAGCAGCCAUCAUCAGUCUCCUGACGUGUGUGAACUGUAUGAAGGUGAAGUGGGGGGCCAUUCUCCAGGUGGUCUCUACAGUAGCCAAGGUACUGGCCCUCAUUGUCAUCAUCAUUGCUGGGAUGAUCAAGCUGGGACAAGGCCAGACGCAGAACUUUGAGGAUUUGUUUAAGGGUUCUAAAGUAAACCCUGGGGACAUGGCCCUGGCUCUGUACGCUGCGCUCUACUCCUACUCGGGCUGGGACGCACUCAACUUCAUCACCGAGGAGAUCAAGAACCCGAAGAGGAACCUCCCACUGGCAAUAGGGAUCUCCAUGCCCAUCGUCACAGUGAUCUACAUUCUGACUAAUAUAGCUUACUACACCGUUAUGGAUGCUGGCACCGUGCUGGCCAGUGAUGCUGUGGCUAUGACUUUUUCUGAUUUGGUCCUGGGCUGGGCUCGGUGGCUGAUCCCCUUGUCAGUGGCCAUCUCCUGUUACGGAGGACUCAACUCCUCCAUCAUUGCUGUCUCCAGGCUGUUCUUCGUGGGCUCCAGGGAGGGCCAUUUACCCAACGUCCUCUGCAUGAUCCACGUCGAGCGCUACACCCCCAUCCCAGCACUGCUCUUCAACGGAGGCAUGUCUCUGAUCUACCUGUGUGUGAAGGACGUGUUCCAGCUCAUCAACUACUUCAGCUUCAACUACUGGCUGUUCAUCGGCCUCUCCAUCGCCAGCCAGAUAUACCUCCGGUUCAAGGCUCCCAACAUGCCCCGGCCCGUCAAGCUCUCUCUGUUCUUCCCUAUAGUGUACUGCCUAUGCAGUGUGUUCCUGGUGGUAGUACCUCUCUACAGUGAUACCAUCAACUCUCUGGUUGGUAUCGGGGUGGCUUUGUCUGGAGCUCCAGUGUACUACAUCUGUAUCCACCUGCCCCCCUCCUCCAGGCCUGCCUUCCUGGGCAGGAUGCUCGAUGCGAUCUCCCUGAACACCCAGAAGCUGUGUCUGUGCUGUGUGGCCUCACGUGACCUAGACCUGGACAACAUCCCUGAGCAGAAGCUGGAGUGAGGGAUGAAAGGAGGUGUGGAGGGAUGGAGGUAGAUACUGAGCCAAAGGUGGAAACAGGCAGACCACAAUCACAGCUACACUCCUUCUGCGCCAAUGAUGAACAUUUGUUUUUAAUGAUUUUUUUGCCAGGACUUUAUUAUUAAUCAUGUGUGACUUGCUUGUCCUAUGGGACUGUACAGUGUGUGUGUGUUCAGUGCUGAGGAAAGCCACUUUCUAGUGCCGGUGGACUCUGACAACCACAUGCAUGCAGCACAAUGUAGUUCACUCCUACUGGUUACACCUAUGGAGACGAUCAACCAUGGGAGUUUAACCAUUUAACAACGCAAGAAUUUCAAAUGGAGAUUUGAACAGGCCCUACUGACCAUUUAGGAGGAGUAGGUUUUCAUCAGCAGGACCUACUGAAUAAAGCUAAUGGAGAAUUGAUUUUUUUUUUUUUAUGAAAUGAGUUAUUUGUUUUGAAAGAUGUCAGUGAAAGAUGCCCAUUCUGGCCAUACUUUACUUGCACUAGGCCAGGUGGUGUGUGUGCUCAAACUGCCUGUCUGAUUGUUUACUGGUCAUUGAACAUUGCUCCAACUUAGUGGCUGUCAAGUGACUGACUCAUGUACUAUAUGGGAACUGCCAUGGGUUGAGCCGUUAUGGCAUCAAAGUCAUGUUUAUUGGUGAAGCUGACAGACGGUGAAUUCUUAUUUUAUUUUACCUUUAUUUAACUAGGCAAGUCGAUUAAGAACAAAUUCUUAUUUUCAAUGACGGCCUGCAGGCCAGGAUAUGUUUCCAAUAAUAUACAGAGGACUGGUCUCAAUGUUUUUAGUUUUAGUUUUUGUAUAAAAAAAAUAUACCCAUUAGAUGGCGAUCCUAUUCAUGACAUCUCUGCCAUAGACUUACCAUGGUGUCAUGCAUGUCUUGCUCUCUGUUUUUUUUAUAGACCUAGAAAUCCUACGACAUGGAUUUGGUAGGAUCCAAUGUCGUAAAUAUGCACACAGCUUGCAGGAUUAGAGGAAUGCAACAUCUCCUUUAUAAUGCAAUUCAUUGAGAAGCCAGAUCAAAUAUUAAAGCUACUGGCUGAGACAUAUUUGAUUUCUAUGCACCAUCUAGUGGUAGUUUUAUGAACUUCAGGUUGUUGAGAGCAAGUCAAUGUUGUGAAUCACUGCACUCGGGGCACUUGCAUCCAAAAGUUGUUGUUCUGAAUGCGCUGUCUCUUAUUGGUGUUUGCAUGUAUGUUGUCAUUGGAAAUUUGCUUUAAAGGGGCAAUCAGCAGUUUAAACUAUAACAAUGUGGCGCAGUGGUGUAAGGCACUGCAUCUCAGUGCUAGAAGUGUCACUAAAGACACUAUCUCAACCGGCUGUGAUUGGGAGUCCCAUAGGGUGGUGCACAAUUAUCCCAGCGCAUUCCGGGUUUGGCCCUGUAGGCUGUCAUUGUAAAUAAGAAUUGGUUCUUAACUGACUUGCCGAGUUUUAAAAAAUGGGUACUCCCUGCCCGUUUUGGUAAAAAGCUGAGGGAGAAAUAUAGCCACUCAAAUUCAUAGACGGUGCUAUGGAUGCAAGGACUGACCAUCCAUGAUAUCAAAAUGAUAGACUUAACCAUUUUGAGGCCGUUUGUUUACAUUUACUUUGUUUACAAACAAAUGUAAGGUUUUUCUCAGUUCUGAUGGUGAACGUCAGUUGAACUAAGCUCAUCAGGCAUUUAUAAUUUAUAUUCUUCAAGAAUCAAUGGGUACAUAUCAUUCAUUUAUAAGUCCAAAAAUCGAUGUAGCAACUGCAUAUUGACCCUUUUUAAUAAAUGAUCUCAUUCCAUCUAAA
Molecule: messenger RNA, 3976 nt
Organism: Oncorhynchus nerka (sockeye salmon)
Lineage: Eukaryota; Metazoa; Chordata; Actinopteri; Salmoniformes; Salmonidae
Product: Y+L amino acid transporter 2-like
Exons: 11
Coding region: 705-2180 (491 amino acids)
Biological process (GO): amino acid transmembrane transport
Cellular component (GO): membrane
Molecular function (GO): L-amino acid transmembrane transporter activity; basic amino acid transmembrane transporter activity
Source: RefSeq, a predicted model, not a curated record